Messenger RNA from Annulohypoxylon truncatum, 963 nucleotides. RefSeq lists its product as uncharacterized. Gene Ontology annotation, biological process: vesicle-mediated transport. Bases 1 to 963 code for a protein of 320 amino acids. The record is from RefSeq and is a predicted model, not a curated record. NCBI's taxonomy places the organism in Eukaryota, Fungi, Ascomycota, Sordariomycetes, Xylariales, Hypoxylaceae. The transcript has 3 exons. Gene Ontology annotation, molecular function: protein-macromolecule adaptor activity.
AUGGAUAUUUCGAAUCCUCGUCGGAUAUUAGCCGUUUCAUUGGCAGAUUCGACCCAACACCUAACUAGAGUCAUCAAGGAUCUCACCGGCACUCACCCAGAGCAAACAUCGACAACAUUAGCUGGUUCUUCACAUAAUCUCUCCUUAAAGACAGCAUACUACACAGCAGAGGUCCCCAUAUGGCUGGAUCUCAUCUCGUCACCAUCAGAAUGGGCAGACUCGUUUCUGUCUCCUGAAGCCAAGGAGGUCCUCGAAGUCCUCGGUGGCCUCGUCAUAGUCUUUUCCCUUCCCACUCAAUCACAAUCAGAUGAGGCCAAGACCGCGCGUGAGCUCAUCCAAAACGUCGGCAAGGUUGUCAAGGAAGGACUUGGCGGAUGGUCUUGGGAUGGAGUAAGUCUAUGUCUAGGCGUGGGAGAAAUCGAUGAUGUCAACGAAUGGGAGGAUUGCUGCUCAGAUUUGGGGCUAGAGUUCGUUCAGGUGAGGAAUCGGACCAUCCAAGAGCGUAACGAAUUCGGUGAGAAAACCGGCAUCCCUCGGGCUCUUGAAGCACUAGAGUCAAAUGACUGGUCACAGACGUCGGCAGGAGAUCUCGGGUCUGAUUUCGAGGACUUCGAAGAGGAAUUAGGUAUCGGGAAAGAUUCCAAAGCUAACGGCAAAGACAAGGAUGGGCCUGAUCUUGAUCCGGAAAGCCUAGACUUCGGCUUCGACCGCGAGGACUUCGCCGGGUUAAGACAAGCGAUAUGGAAUGCCGGUCAAGAAAAUGACGAGGAUUUUCUCAACGGUGAGCCGAGUACGGGGAUCAACCCUAAUGAGGGAGAGGAUCUCGACGAUGAGGAGAUUAGGAAGAUAGAACGCAUGAUGGUUAAGCUCCAAGCCGUGCGUGACACAAGUGCCGGUUUACCAGAAGAGCAACGGAAGAAGGUAGCUGCAAAUGCGGUAGCUGAGGUGAUGAAAGAGCUUUGA